Molecule: messenger RNA, 1459 nt
Organism: Gaeumannomyces tritici R3-111a-1
Lineage: Eukaryota; Fungi; Ascomycota; Sordariomycetes; Magnaporthales; Magnaporthaceae
Exons: 2
Coding region: 220-1296 (358 amino acids)
Biological process (GO): acyl-CoA metabolic process; fatty acid catabolic process
Cellular component (GO): peroxisomal matrix
Molecular function (GO): fatty acyl-CoA hydrolase activity
Source: RefSeq, a predicted model, not a curated record
ACAGGAUGGUUGUUCGGCUGUUGAUUUUGUGCUUUUUCUUCUUUUUCCUUUUGAUCCCUGCCUACGUUGACAACGAAUCCCAUAUCAAAAAAAAAAAAAAAAAAAAUUAAAUUUAACGACCCGUUCCCAUCCACCUACAAUAAACUUGCAGGCGCAGCGGCUCGUCCAGGUCAGCACCGCAUCCGACCGAGUGUAUAUAAGUCGCCCAGCCCGCCCGAAAUGGCCGUGCAGGCCCCCGUUGAGCCCUUGAUAUCUGUCAUCGCGGCUCCGGAGCAUGGGCCCGAUGUGUUUACGAACGAGAACAUCCCCUGGACCCCCGGCCAGGGCUUCCGCGGCAUCUUCGGCGGCUUCCUGCUGGGCCACGCGGUGCGGGCGGCGCAGCUGAGCGCCGACGCGUCGCAGGCGGUGCACUCGCUGCAGGCCACGUUCGUGCGGCCGGGGCAGGCCUCGCCGCGGUUCCUGUACCGCGUCGAGCGCGCGGGCGACGGCCGCACCUUUUGCACGCGCGUCGUGCGCGCCGAGCAGGGCGGCCGGUGCGUCCUCGUCGCCACCAUCGGCCUGCACAGGCCGCCGGAUCCGUCGUCCCUGCCUAGUGGUGGUGGUGGUGGUGGCGGCGGUGGUGCUGCUGCUGCUGCCCCUCCUCCCACGUCGCCGGAUAGCAGCAGCAGCAGCAGCAGCGGAGUAAAAGACCUCGAGGACACCAUCGCCCCGCCGCCGAUGGACGGGCUCGCGCCGCUCGACAUACCGUCGACGUCAAGCAGCGCGCUGCUGGCCCUGGUCGGCCUGCAGAACCCGGCCGUGGACUCGGCGCUGCACCCCUUUGAGUGGCGCCACAUCCUGCCGCCGCCGGCAGCACAACGCCAAACCAAGCGCGGAAAGCCGUCCGACUUCCGGCUGCGCAGCUACGUGCGGUCCGCCGCCCCGCUCUCGGCCGACGCCGCCACCCCGGCGCACCACCUGGCGGCUCUCGCGUUCCUGACGGACGAGCUGCUGAUCACGACGGUCAACCUGGCGCACCCGGAGGAGGAGGAGCAGCCGCGGCAGGUGGAGGAGGGCCAGAAAAAGAGGAGGAGGAGGAGGUCGCGGUUCUCGGUGCAGACGAGCCUGAAUCACUCGGUCCUGUUCCACGACCCGGCGGCGCGGGCCGACGAGUGGAUGGUGUCAGAGCGCAGCACCAGCUGGGCCGCCGACGGGCGCGUGCUGGUGGAGCAGCGGUUCUGGGGGAAGGACUCGGGCCGCCUGGUGCUGUCGUGCUGGCAGGAGGGGUUGGUGCGGGUAAACAGGUCGAAUCUGUAAGGAGGUUUGGGGUUGAUAUAGAUGGCUCGCAGUCACGAGUCUCGACGGCGAGCAAGGAUUACUUAUACAAAAAUUAAAGUUUAAAGCGGGAGAGCCCGAAAUCUAAUAUACAUCGGAUGAGCUCUUACUUACUUACCAAGUAACGACGAAUUAAACAAUUCCC